AUGGCUCCCAUGAAAAAUUCCCCGAUAGCCGUUGUUGGCCUCCAAUGCCGUUUCCCAGGUGGCGCCGUUUCGCCUGAGAAACUGUGGGAAACCUUGCUAUCAGGUAGCAAUACCUGGUCACAGGUACCGGCGGAUCGGUUCAAUGAGGAGGCUUUCUUCCAUCCGGAUCCUGAUGAUUCGAAUGGCUCCAACAACCAUCGAGGUGGGCACUUCUUGAACGAGGACAUACGAGAUUUCGACAAUGAAUUCUUUAACAUAUCGGCACAGGAAGCUGCGGCGAUGGAUCCGCAGCAGCGGCUCUUGCUGGAAGUUGUGUACGAGGCGCUGGAGAGCGCAGGGCAACAACAACAGAGGAUCCGGGGAUCCGAAACCUCGGUACAUGUAGCCUUGUUUGCCCGAGAUUACGAUCGAAACCUAUACAAGGACCCUAUGAACAUUCCACGAUAUCAGGUUACCGGCACCGGUGACGCAAUAGCGGCAAAUCGAAUCUCCUAUGUCUUUGACUUCACCGGGCCCUCUGUUGCCCUAGACACGGGGUGCUCUGGCGGCUUAGUGGCCGUACACCAGGCCUGUAGCUCUCUCAGGCUAGGAGAAAGCGACAUGGCCAUUGCAGCAGCAGCGAACCUCAUAAUCGGCCCCGAUCAACAAGUUGGCUUGAGUAACCUGCAUAUGCUCAGCGAAGAAGGCAGAUCGUAUCCUUUUGACGACCGGGGAGCCGGAUAUGGAAGGGGAGAAGGCGUUGCUGCACUAGUCCUAAAGCCCUUGGAGAAAGCUAUAGCGGAUCGUGAUCCGAUCCGUGGAGUCAUCUUAGGUAGCGCGGUUAACCAGGACGGACGCACCAUCGAAGGAAUCACUCACCCAAGCACCUCAGCACAGACAGCCCUAGAGAGACGGCUUUAUCAGCAGCUGGAUCUUGACCCUGCGAGCAUAUCUUAUGUGGAAGCUCAUGGUACCGGCACUGCUGCAGGUGAUCGGGUUGAGAUAGACGCAUUGGCCGAAGUCUUCUGCAACGAGUCGAGAACCAAGCCCCUCCAUGUGGGUUCUGUUAAGUCCAACCUAGGUCAUUUGGAGUGCGCGAGCGGACUGGCUGGACUGUUCAAGAGUUUACUCAUUGUUGAGAAGCGCUGCAUCCCACCGAAUGCCGAUUUCAAGAAAGCCAAAGAAGUACUUCGGCUCGAUGAGCGAAAAAUAAUAGUACCAUCAACCCCUCGACCAUGGCCUGAGCUGGGAAACGCAAGAGUCUCUGUCAACAGCUUUGGAUAUGGAGGAACAAAUGCCCAUAUUGUGAUCGAGGGGGGCUCCUCAGUCUAA
This is a messenger RNA of Didymosphaeria variabile, 1311 nucleotides long. RefSeq names its product Highly reducing polyketide synthase sat13 (gene SAT13). The transcript has 2 exons. Gene Ontology annotation, molecular function: fatty acid synthase activity. NCBI's taxonomy places the organism in Eukaryota, Fungi, Ascomycota, Dothideomycetes, Pleosporales, Didymosphaeriaceae. The record is from RefSeq and is a predicted model, not a curated record. Gene Ontology annotation, biological process: secondary metabolite biosynthetic process; fatty acid biosynthetic process. The coding region runs from base 1 to 1311 and encodes 436 amino acids.